This is a messenger RNA of Clarias gariepinus (North African catfish), 1188 nucleotides long. It is a transcript of the gene mab21l3, whose product is annotated as mab-21-like 3. NCBI's taxonomy places the organism in Eukaryota, Metazoa, Chordata, Actinopteri, Siluriformes, Clariidae. The transcript is spliced from 7 exons. The record is from RefSeq and is a predicted model, not a curated record. The coding region runs from base 1 to 1164 and encodes 387 amino acids.
AUGACGACUUUUACUGACGAAGACCUGGACCAUUAUUUACAGAAUCAGGUGGACCUCAGACAUCGUCAGGUCUCAAAAUCUGUCGAGGAGGUGCAAAAAAUAGUCAAAGAAUUAACUACUGAGAUCAGCUCAAAGGAUACACGCUUUCAUUCCAUUACCAACACAGGAGUUCACAAUAACAGCUUCAAAGAUCAUCCUGCUCUAGCAUCCAAAUGGGCUGCAUUACUCCAGGGAAGGGCUACUUUCAAUCCUGCCAUUCAGGUGCUGACUCCCACUCUGUUCCUGAUUUCUGUGCCAGUACGGGGCCUGACAGGUUAUAAAGAGAGACGGACACGUCAGUGGCGAUAUUACACGCUGAGUGGUUCACAGCUUCUUUCACCAGUUCGAGAACCAGAGAAGUUGCACCAGUGGCUGGAACUGGAAAGUUUUACUAACCCCAUUCAGGAGUGGCAUGAUACCCGUGUGGCAAUUGAAGGUGAUCUUGUGCCAACAAAAGUAGUGAGUGUCUUUAAGGAGCAGUUAGAGGCAGCUAUUAAGACCUGUGGUCUGACAGAGAAAUUGAGCAUACAGGAGUCAUUGGGCUCAGUGGUACGUGUAGUAGUGGAGAUAUCAGAUGGACAGAUUGAAGUGGAGCUGGUACCCACGGUGGAGGUGAUGAACUGCUGGCCCAAAAGAGCCCGCUGGCCUCGUCUACUACAGAGGUGGCCUUCUGCAGAGUGCACUCGCUGUAUUAAGUCUUUCGGCUUCAACCUCAUGGCAACUUCUAAUUACCACUGGCUGCUCUCAUUCUCACGGGCAGAGCAGGUGCUGCUGGCUGGUAUAGAUGAGGAUGGUGGCUGUCGGCGCAAGUGUUAUAGGGUGGUGCGACAGCUGAAGGAGGAUAUAUGGUGUCCAGGGAGCAAACCUGUCAUCACUACCCACCAUUUACAAACUCUGCUGUUCUGGACAUGUGAGAAGUAUCCAAGCACCAAGGAUUGGUGCAACUUACGAGAGUGUGUGCUACGUUUGGUGCAGAAGCUGCAUAAAUGUGUGUCACAGCGCUACCUCAGGCACUAUUUUGUGUGCGCCUACAACCUACUGAAAUACACCAACACAAACGAGCUAGAUGAUAUGGCCAAGAAGAUCUCAGAGUUUCUCAACAAUCCAAGCACCUAUAUUCAUUAGCAACUCUUUUUGCUUCUCAUACAA